CUCGGCUCAGUUGGAACAGGUGUGGCAGAACUGGAUUCACUUGAACUCGGCUCAGUUGGAACAGGUGUGGCAGAACUGGAUUCACUUGAACUCGGCUCAGUCGGAGCAGGUGUGGCAGAACUGGAUUCACUUGAACUCGGCUCAGUUGGAGCAGGUGUGGCAGAACUGGAUUCACUUGAACUCGGCUCAGUUGGAGCAGGUGUGGCAGAACUGGAUUCACUUGAACUCGGCUCAGUUGGAGCAGGUGUGGCAGAACUGGAUUCACUUGAACUCGGCUCAGUUGGAACAGGUGUGGCAGAACUGGAUUCACUUGAACUCGGCUCAGUUGGAACAGGUGUGGCAGAACUGGAUUCACUUGAACUCGGCUCAGUUGGAACAGGUGCGGCAGAACUGGAUUCACUUGAACUCGGCUCAGUCGGAGCAGGUGUGAUAGAACUGGAUUCACUUGAACUCGAUUCAGUCGGUGCAGAUGUGGUAGAAUUGGGUGUAUCUUGUUUCAGUUGA
Messenger RNA from Helobdella robusta, 504 nucleotides. RefSeq lists its product as hypothetical. NCBI's taxonomy places the organism in Eukaryota, Metazoa, Annelida, Clitellata, Rhynchobdellida, Glossiphoniidae. The record is from RefSeq and is a predicted model, not a curated record. The transcript has a single exon. The annotation marks the transcript as partial.